UUCGGCCAUUUACAAUCUGUCGCCACAGCGGUAGGUGGCGACGUAGUUACCAAACAAAAAUGUGCAGUUAAAAUUUUUUGUAAUACGUAAUUUCUUGUACAUACACAAUGAAGCUCUUUGGACUCUUUUUUUUUGUGUAUUUGUGGUGUAGUGUGCAAACAAGAUGUGUUAUGCGAGAAGAGUGCGUAAUUGUCAACGGUUUUCCAAAGAACUGCCCGUAUGACGGAGACCCUCUGCCUAUACUGGCAAAUUUGACACAAGAGCUGCAAGAAGCAGUGAUCCAAAACCUGCUCCAUAGAUGUCCCAACCUUAUACUUGACGAAGAUGGGAACCAGAAGCUUGACGAUGAAAUACUCGCUUGCUGUGAUUACGCACAACUUCAAGGGAUGGCAGACAGUCUUUUGAUUGCUGAAGGUGUACUUGGCCGGUGUCCAGCGUGUGUCCGCAACUUCGCCAGGCAGGUCUGUGAAAUGAACUGUUCACCAGAUCAGGCCCGCUUUGUGGACGUUGUUAGGAUUGAAACGUCUGUGGAUGGUGUUGACUACGUCGAUGAGAUGAAUUUUAGAAUGCAUGAAGAUUUCAUGGAGGAUGCCUAUGCCUCUUGUUCUGGUGUGCUGCUUCCGCAAACAGGUAUGCCCGCCGUCAACCUGAUGUGUGGCAGUGCGUCGGUGUGCGACGCUCAUGCCUGGUUUAGCUUCACUGGAGAUACUUCAAGUAAUCCUUUAGCGCCGGUUCAAGUAAACUUCAUAAAAUCAACAUCCGAAGAUGAAUCUAUGCAUGUUCGUGUCACGCACUGUAACGAGACAAUUUACAAUGAUCUUCCCUGCAACUGUAUUGACUGCAUGGCAAAUUGUCCGACGGGAAUCGAACCUAUUCCUUUUGAGCCCUGUACGAUUUUGUCAGUCAAUUGCUAUGCAUUUUCUGCCUCUUUAAUUGUAUUACUCAUUUCGAUUAUAAUAAUAGCAUUUUGGACUAGAAAAGACUACACGACGGCUAAAAAACAAUCCAUUGAUACCAAACCUGAAGAGCCUAAGAAACACCAUGCUAAUAGAAUGACGCGCAUAUUUCAGUCACUAUUUACCAAAAUUGGAAGGUUCUCUGCGGGUAAUCCAUUAUUGAUGAUUACGUUGACUACAUGGCUAGCAUUUGCUAUGUUUUUCGGAGUGAUACGGCUCAAUGUGAGUUCGAAUCCUAUCGAGCUGUGGUCUGCUCCCGAUUCUCGGAGUCGCGCUGAUUUGAAUUACUAUAAUUCUAGAUUUGGUCCAUUUUAUCGUGCUUCACAAGUGUUUUUGCGAUUUACCGGGUUGACGUCAUUUACACACAAUAACCAAACUUUCGGACCUGCUUUUAGGAUUGAGGCUGUACAUGAGUUAAUAAGACUAGAAACCGCUAUUAUGAAUAUAGGAAGAGAUAACGGCGGUGUUACACUGGAAGAAGUGUGCUACGCACCUUUGCGACCACCAGGUGGCGAGAGACGCAUUGAUCAGUGCGUUACAAUGUCUGUUGGUACAUAUUUUGGGGAAGAUAGAAUUGUUGACAAUAACACGUAUCUUACCCAAAUUCAAAACUGCAUGAAUAAUCAUCUUUUUUUCGGUUGUCAAGCAACCUGGGGUGGAGGCGCUGAACCAGAAAUUUCGUUCGGAGGUUACGACGGUGAUAACAUCUUUAGUGCUGAUACUUUGUUAAUGAAUUUCCCUAUAAAUAAUUUUCUACUAGAACGAGAUCUUAUACCAGUAUUAGAGUGGGAACAAAGUUUUAUAGACCUUAUGCAUGAUUACGAAGCUAACUCAAAACCUGAUUAUGUGAGCGUUGCCUUCGGAGCCGAAAGAUCUAUUGAAGAUGAGAUAGAACGAGUAUCGGUACUAGAAGCUGUCCCAAUUAUAAUAAGUUACAUUUUAAUGUUUCUUUAUAUAAUGGUUGCUUUAGGGAAUGUAAGAUCUUGUAAGACCUGGUACAUCGAGAGCAAGAUUGUAGUUGCUAUAGCAGUAGUGAUUAUCGUAUUGAUUUCAAUAUUUUGUGCUAUGGGUGUGAUGGGAUUCUCAGGAGUCACACUCACUUUAUUAGCAAUCAAUGUUGUACCAUUUUUUGUGCUAUCUGUUGGCGUAGACAAUGUUUUCUUGAUGGUUAACACACUCCAUGAAUUGCAGUAUAAGUUGAAAGAAUACGAUGACUAUAAUGAGAACUUUAGUUUUAAUAGAAAGAGAGCUUUCUUGUUUGGAAAGAUGUUAGGCAAGGUGGGCCCGUCGAUGUUUGUUUCUUCUGUAACACAAAUAACUUGUUUUGCUAUAGGUAGUCUUGCUAACUUCCCUGCCGUUGUUACGUUUUCAGUGUUUGUUUCCAUUUCAUUAGCAUUUUUGUUUGUCUUCCAAAUCACUACUGUAGCUGCAAUUUUAUCCAUUGAUUAUAAAAGAGUCUCCCAAAGCAGAGUUGAUGUUUUUUGUUGUAUUCAAAAGAAAGUUCUUGAUGACAGUGAUCCUUUAAAUGCAGAUACGCCUUAUCAAAGUGUCAUAACAAAAGUAAUGGAACCUUAUACUAAAUUCCUUUUGAAGUGGUGGACGAAAAUGGUCGUUGUUGCUAUUUUUGUAGUUUUGUUAUCGACAAGUAUCAUGUUGAUACCUAAUUUAGAAGUUGGUUUAGACCAAGAAAUGUCGUUACCAGUCGAUUCGUAUGUGUACACAUAUUUACAGGCCGUAAAUGGGCUCUUGCGCCUAGGUCCCCCAGUAUAUUUCGUAGUUAAAGCCGGUUUGAAUUAUAGCGAUCCUAACCAUCAAAAUGUCAUUUGCGGAACUCAAUUGUGUUACAAUGAUUCCUUGACAACACAAGUAUUUUUGGCCGCUCAAUUUACAAACGUAACUUAUUUGGCUAGGAGUUCCAAUUCUUGGCUGGACGAUUUCUUUGAUUGGACUAGUUUAACUGGCGCUUGUUGCCAAUAUAACACUACUGAUGGCGGCUUCUGUCGCAGUGUUGAUUUAUCUCCCGAAUGCACUUACUGUGACGUCCCGAGAUACGAGUGGCAAAACGGGCUUCGGCGGCCAGCAGGAGAAGCAUUUGAAAGGUAUAUUCCAUUUUUCUUAUUGGACGAUCCAACGGAGACUUGUACCAAAGGAGGGCUGGCUAGUUAUUACGGCAGCGUCAACUACGAGCUAGAUGCAGAAGGUCGUGCUACUGUUCACGACACCAACUUCAUGGCUUACCAUGCCGCCCUAGGUACAUCGAAGGACUAUAUAACCGCUGUCAAGUACGGGUACGAGGUCAGCGAAAAUAUCACAAAUGCCAUUAAAAACCACACUGGUCUUGAUAUAGAAGUGUUCCCGUAUUCUGUCUUCUACGUAUUCUAUGAGCAAUACCUUACAAUGUGGCGCGAUACUUUUGUUUCUAUCGGUUAUUGUUUGAUCGGUACUUUUAUAUUUAACUUGUUAGCGUCGGGUUUCAAUAUUUUGACGACAUUUGCGGUGAUGUGCACUACUGUUAUGGUCGUUGUGAACAUGAUGGGUGUUAUGUACAUAUGGAAUAUUCCUCUCAACGCAGUGUCCUGUGUUAACCUGAUCGUUUCUAUAGGUAUCGCCGUCGAGUUCUGCAGUCAUAUCGCUUAUGCGUUUGCCACAAGUACGUAUUCAAAGGAUGAUAAAAUACUAGACGCAAUGAAAGCUGUCGGAGGAACAAUAAUAACUGGUAUAACCUUCACUAACAUCCCUAUCAUUGUUUUGGCCUUCUCCUAUACAGAGAUCAUUGAGGUAUUUUUCUUUAGAAUGUUCUUUAGUUUAGUCAUAUUAGGUUUUAUACAUGGAAUGAUUUUCUUCCCAGUUUUGUUAAGUUACUUAAACAAUUUAAAAUGGUGUUCGAAAGGUUCUAGCGAAAAGGCAAAUUGAUUGUAUAUGUAGAAGGUAUUUAGUACAAGACUGCCGCGGCCUUUGUAUGACGUCAUAUCAUUGUAUCUCAAGAUUGUUCAUUCAAUUCAAUGUAUCACUUGUUAUAAAUAAGCUUUCGUUGUCAAUUGUAAAUAUAGUAUAAUAAAUAAAAUGUUACGUAUUACGAUUUGA
Molecule: messenger RNA, 4040 nt
Organism: Pectinophora gossypiella (pink bollworm)
Lineage: Eukaryota; Metazoa; Arthropoda; Insecta; Lepidoptera; Gelechiidae
Product: NPC intracellular cholesterol transporter 1 homolog 1b-like
Exons: 1
Coding region: 108-3869 (1253 amino acids)
Cellular component (GO): membrane
Source: RefSeq, a predicted model, not a curated record